AUUCCAACACCCAAAUUCAGAUCCAGAUCAGUUGCAGGACUGCCAAUCUCCAAACACUCUUCUCCUGGGAUAUGAACACCCUCGUCAUCAUUUGUCUGCUGUGCAUCGUUGUCUGCAGUGCUCUGGAUGCUCAGGGAUCCGAGGCCACCUACUCGACUGAACUAGCCAGAGGUGGUCCAGCCUCCGGGGAGGGCCUCGUAGGUUCACACGACCAUGAUGAGCAGGAAGUAGACAAGGAGCAUUCAAGAGGAGACCAUCAACUUUUCUCUCUUCAUGGCCGACAUGCUAACAAAGAUGAGAAGAAGAAAAACAAAAACAGGCACAAGAACCGACAAAAGGGCAAAUCUACAACUCCUCAGAACCCGAAGUACACCACAGGCAGGUACAACUCCACGCACAGCACCACUCAGGAUCCCUGCACCUCCACCCACCUGGACUACUGCAUCCACGGAAACUGCAAAUACAUCGAGGGCCUGCAGGAGCCAGUGUGUGUCUGCAUGAAGGGUUACGACGGAGAGCGCUGUGAGAUCCAAACUCUGGGGACCACCAAGCUGGAUAAGAGCUACAACACAGAGCUGGUGCAAAUGGUUUUAGUGGUUAUUGCCGUUGUGCUGUCCGUCAUCAGCUGCUGCGCCGUCCUGCUCAUGACUUGUGCACAUUACAGGUCACAUAAAAACUUCUUGGCAUCCUAUCUUGGAACUGGGUCAGAGCAGGAGAAACUUCAAAAACCCAUGGGUGAUGUUGUGGUGUGAGGACAAAGGAUCACAACGAGCCAGCUGAACAAUUUAGGGAUAAAGAAGACGAGUCUGAAGACCUGAGAGAGGCGGUGG
Molecule: messenger RNA, 830 nt
Organism: Nematolebias whitei (Rio pearlfish)
Lineage: Eukaryota; Metazoa; Chordata; Actinopteri; Cyprinodontiformes; Rivulidae
Product: amphiregulin
Exons: 6
Coding region: 72-752 (226 amino acids)
Biological process (GO): epidermal growth factor receptor signaling pathway; positive regulation of mitotic nuclear division; positive regulation of cell population proliferation
Source: RefSeq, a predicted model, not a curated record